CCGUCUUUAUCUUGCUAUCGUUGAGGUCGUAGAUAGCCUGUGGCGAAGAAUGUUUAUAUGUUGUUGAGGGGGCAGCGUUGCGGGAUCAAUAUUGUUCGGUGGUUGAACGCCGUUGUUUAUGAAAAAACAGAGUGCAAUGUACCGUGGUUGAGGAACGAAUAGAUUCAGGGAGGUUUCACAAUUGUUUAGAUUUUUUUUUUUCGGGUGGAGAUAUUCUGGUACUUGGACUUGAGGAAGUUGGUGAGUGUCAGUGAACAGUUUUGUGAUGAUUCAUUUUUUUUUGUGACGAAAUUGUGGAUUUUUCGGGGCUGAUGACAUGUUAGUGUUGGUUUGAAAAUUGUUCAGGAAUGGUGGGUGUUAUUGUUAAAAAUCAUGGUGAUUGGUUGGGAAAAUGAUGACGAUGAAAUCAAGCAUGGCCGUCGAACGAGCUGGGCCACUAUGAAGAUGGCUUUUCGGCGUCAUUUCAGGCGAAGAAUGUGGAAUUGUUCAUUGGAUUGUGGUUGAAUGAAUUUCGGACGUCUGGGAAGCAUUAUCCUGAGUUUGAGCAGCUCCAGGGGAGUUGGGCAUUUCGAAAACUGACGAUGCGAAUGUCCUCUCGUUCGAAAAGCUUAGCCCUAUUUUUGUUGAUGGGUUUAAUAAUGAUGUUGAUUAAGAGAUAGGGGUGAAAUUCGGAGAAAUCGUCGCCCAACUCAGGUCAAUAAAGAGGCUCGUUUGAAGGACGAGAAAGGUCUCUACUUCGUCGACCACGCAUGGCCGAUUCGGGGAAGGACCUCGGUAAUGUUACGGUGCAAAGACCUCCUGAACGAUACUUCAAUGAUAUUGCGAGUGAAAUGUGUGCGAAUAGUAUGAUCAAAUAUUUAUCGUAACUCGAAAUAAAAUUCAGUGGUUGUUGAUCGAUUGGAAGUAAAAAAGUGUAAUAUUUCACAAGUCGUCGCAAUCACUGGUCAUAUCUGACUUGUGCUCCGACCAAUCAUGUGGAUACCUGAAGAAAUUUGUUGUUUUGUCGGCAUCAAAAAGAAAUGGCGAAUACAGAGAUUGGAGACUCCAACUAUGGUGAAUAUCAGAGGGACAAUGAAAGCGAUAGUGGAGGCAGCGGAGACGACGAGGGCGGAGGAGAUGCUCUUCAUCCCAUGGCCAGGCUCCAGCAAUAUGCCUCAUGCGAAAUGGUCCACAAUAGACAAUUGGUAGGCCGAAUUUUGGUGGAUAUUUUUCGAAAUGCCGUCGAUCAUUGCACGUGGCUCAACGUCUCCGAGGUGAUGCAGCCCGUUCACAAGUUGGUUAACGACACAGAUGCUAUCGUAAGACUGGAACUUAUCGAACAGCUGCCGCAUGUGGCGAUGAUAUGCCAGGAGGCGCCUGAAAGAUUUGGCAAUGUUUUAUCGAAUCAUUUGAUUCAUUUAAUUGCAACCUUCCUUCAUGAUGAGGAUCAACAGGUACGAAAUUCCACCCACACAGCCCUCCUCACGCUCAUCGAACGUGGUCUCCUGGACAAGGACUCCAUUGUAUUCGUCUUGGCGCCUACCCUCCUAAUGAUGGGGCAGCAACCAGCUAAACUUGAAUACGUCACACUUGCCAUUGAUGGUAUGAGCAAGGUUGCUCCACUACUUGAUCCCGCGACAGCCGAGAGACUGUUUCUGAAAAGAUACCUGUCGCUAUGUUGCGAUGAAAAUUUCUUCUUCAGAAAACUCUGUGCUAUACACUUUGGCGAGUUUUCGGUUUCUAUGGCCAAGGAGACGAUUUAUGAAAAAUUGCUCCCAAUAUACGUGUCCCUCUGCAAAGACCCAAUUUGGACAGUCCGAAAAUCCUGUGCCGAAGUGAUGGUAUCAAUAGCUUGCUGCGUAUCACUUGAGCAUCGUCGUAGCACCCUAUCACCAAUACUUGCCAACUUUCUUGACGAUGAGUCGAAGUGGGUCAGAUUAUCAGCAUACCAAAUACUGGGACCUUUCAUCUCAACAUUUGCAAAACAAUUCACUGGUUUUGCGUACAAUCAGUAUGGUGAACUUGUAUUAACGGAUCAACAUGGUACCGAGCUCAGGUAUAACAUGAUAUCAUUUUCCGGAUCGGCAGAGUCAUCAGCAGCCUGUAAAUCCUCCGCCGACGAGGAAUACGACAACAAUUCCGAAAUGCUCAAUUCUCCACUCUCAGUAUCGAAUCAAAGGAAUAUAACAGCUCGCAAAGCACCCACGAAGCAGAAGUACGAUGAGUCAAGAGAAAAAUUCGGCGAAAUGAUUAAAGAAUUCAAUGCAAUUGUGAAAGUAGACGAACAAACAAUAGAUGGCGGUUUAUCAACUGACGAUCCAAAUCAGUUCAGUCCAUUUCUCUACUACUACAUCCCCCCUGGUUUGCCCCUUGACGAUGAAUUAGUUAAAGCAGCGAGUGAAGGGGCCAAAUCCACAGAAACAAACUCAGAAUCUUCUAAAAUCGAGGACCAAAAUGAUACAUCGAAUGACGGUAACAUACCAGUAAUAGAAGUAACAAUUCCCGAGGAUGGUAAAAAAAAUCAGGUGAAUCAAUCACAGAAACCAGAAUUAGAAGAUAAACAGAAUGAGUGUCCAGAGGCAGUAGUAGUAGUAGUAGUAAAUGACAAUAGUAGUGAGGUGGACAAUAUGUCUCAAAAAUCUAGUGAAAGUGAUAGCAAUGAAAUUGCCGUGAAUAAUCAGGCAUCACCAGAGUCAAGGGACUUGAAUGAGACGAUUGAUGUGUCAGUUAAUACAUCAUCAGAAGUAAGUUUUUGUGAAAAACAGCAGCAUCCAAUUAACAAAAGUGUCAGUAAUGUUGGAAGUCAAACAAUCGUACCACAGGUGUUAAUUGACUUUUUUGUAUCAAUGGCGAAUCCAGAGGCCUGGUGGAAUUUGAGUAGUGCUGAAAUUCCGCGUUUCUGUGCAUUUUACUUUCCUGCUGUUGUUUUGACACUUGGUAGAGAGAACUGGGGAAUGCUGAAGGCUGCCUAUGGUUAUUUGUCAGAUGCGAGGGAGUACAAAGUGAGAAGAACUAUGGCAUCGAGUAUUCAUGAGGUUGCUAUGAUACUCGGUGAAGAGAUGUCUGCACAGGAUCUUAUGCCGAUUUAUGAUGGCUUCAUAAAGGAUCUUGAUGAAGUACGGAUAGGCGCCCUCAAGCAUCUUGCGACGUUUCUCAAGGUUCUCAAACCAGCUGACAGGUGUCAAUUUUUACCGAGACUAAAGGGUUUUCUCACGCGGGACAACGAGUGGAAUGAGUGGAAUUGGAGAUUUAGGGAGGAAGUCGCUAGACGAUUGCUCGAGACUAUUCCACUUUACAGUACUCAGGAUGUUUCUACCUACAUUGCUCCAUUAUCAUUCCCACUGCUUAUUGACAAAGUUGCUGCUGUUCGACAUAUGGCUCUCGCAUUGGUGACACAGAUUAUCUCGUAUCUGUCUACUGAUGACGAGCUCGUCACAGCGAUUAUUCAGGAACUCAGAAUGAUGUUGACUGCCAAUUCGAGUAGGUGGACUUAUCGACAGACUUAUGCACUACUCUGUUCGUCACUCUUAUCCAGUGAAGCUAUUUCUGGAGAGAGAUUCUCCAUGGAAUUGCUGCCCUGUCUUUUGAGCCUUUCCUCAGACGUUGUUCCUAAUGUCAGACUGUCUGUUGUGAGAACACUCACGACGCAGGUGUUCAAGAUAAUAAAUACUUUGGGGCCAGAACAAGCUGAGAAGAUCAAUGAGAAGGUGCGAGUACUACGCCAAGAUCCAGACAGAGACGUGAGAAUGCUAGCCGGUGGUGUUGCUGGCAAAUACCUAGGAAAAUCGUCCGAGGAGGAAACUUAUGUAAUGCCUCUUGGAUUUAGUAGUAGUAUCAAAGUAGGGACGGCCAGUAUAAAUGAAGAAGAAUUAUUGUAUCACAGUGAUCAAUGAAAUAAUUCCAAAAAAAGAAGAGAAAACCACCAAUGUCAAUACAGUAAUAAUGCCCAGUGAAUUUUCAAUUAUGAAAACUGCAUUAUUUUCUUUGAAAAUAUAAAAUUGUCAUUCUCCCGAUAAGACACAAAAUGAGUGAGUGAAUAAAAAUUGUGAUGAGGGAACAGAUGAUCUGUUCUUUCCAAGAAUAAUUUAUCCCCAUUGAGGAAACAAAAAAGUGAAUAAUGGACGGACAACGCCUAUACCCACAAAUUGAUUUAACAAAACGAUAAUUUGUAUAUUUUAAGAUUUUCAAAAUAAAAAUAAAUAAGAUGAAGAGCCGGCACUCGUUGAUAUUGUGAAAGUGACGACGAUAGUGGUGAGAUUGUGUGCUUAACAAUAUUAUGUACAAUACGAUCUGUAUUUGAUAUUCGAAAUGAGAAGACGAUAAUAAAUUAAAGAAAAGAAAAACA
Diachasma alloeum is the source of this 4324-nucleotide messenger RNA. Its product is annotated as serine/threonine-protein phosphatase 4 regulatory subunit 1. Lineage: Eukaryota; Metazoa; Arthropoda; Insecta; Hymenoptera; Braconidae. Gene Ontology annotation, biological process: protein dephosphorylation. The transcript has 11 exons. Bases 1020 to 3872 code for a protein of 950 amino acids. The record is from RefSeq and is a predicted model, not a curated record. Gene Ontology annotation, molecular function: protein phosphatase regulator activity.